Molecule: messenger RNA, 3026 nt
Organism: Carassius gibelio (silver crucian carp)
Lineage: Eukaryota; Metazoa; Chordata; Actinopteri; Cypriniformes; Cyprinidae
Product: structural maintenance of chromosomes protein 6
Exons: 25
Coding region: 34-2877 (947 amino acids)
Biological process (GO): double-strand break repair via homologous recombination
Cellular component (GO): Smc5-Smc6 complex; site of double-strand break; nucleus
Molecular function (GO): single-stranded DNA binding; ATP hydrolysis activity; damaged DNA binding
Source: RefSeq, a predicted model, not a curated record
GGAAGACCUCAAGAAGACGCAUUCACUUUCCAGAUGCAGAGGAAAGGGGCUGGGCAUCUUUCAGUCAUGAGUAAGAGGAAGUCUUGUGUCCACAAUGUUGUAAAACCUUCUAAGACUCCUAGGACAGAUGGCAAAACACAUGUUCUGGAUGAUGAGGAGGAUAAAGUCCAGCAAGAUCAGUCACUCUCUGCUUCCAGUGUGGGAGACAUCGGCGUGAUAGAAAGUAUCACUUUGAGGAACUUUAUGAGCCACCAUUUGCUCGGACCUUUCGAAUUUGGACCAAACGUAAACUUCAUUGUUGGGAACAAUGGAACUGGGAAAAGUGCCAUUCUCACAGCUCUUAUAGUGGGUCUUGGUGGAAAAGCAACUAUAACCAACAGAGGAACAUCUCUGAAGGGCUUUGUCAAAUAUAAAGAGAGUUUUGCAGACAUUAAAGUGAUAUUAAAAAACAGAGGGAACGACUCCUAUAAAGGUGACAUUUAUGGAGACAGCAUCUGCAUUGAGCAUCGGAUCACAAGCGACGGUUGCAGGACUUGUAAAAUCAAGAAUAAAACUGGUCAUGUCGUUUCCACAAAGAAGGAAGAGUUAACUGCUAUACUAGACCAUUUCGGCAUCCAGGUUGACAAUCCUGUUUCAGUGCUGAAUCAAGAAAUGAGCAAACAAUUCCUGCAUUCAAAAAGUGAAGCAGACAAGUACAAGUUUUUCAUGAAAGCAACUCUUCUGGAGCAAAUGAAGAAAGACUACAUUCACAUCAAGCAGACUAAAGCCUUGACUCGCGAACAGGUGGAAAGACAAGAGGAGUGUCUUAAAGAUCUCAGGCAGUUGUUUUUGCAAAAGAAAGAAAGAUAUGAGCGCUUGUCAUCGCUUGACAAUAUGAGACAGACUCUGGAGGACUUGAAAAAGAAGAUGGCAUGGUGUUUGGUGAGAGAGAAGGAGAGGCUUGUUGAACAACUGAUGGAACAAAUUGAAAAAGAAGAGUCUAAUCAUAAACAUGAAGAAAAGCUGCAGCUCUGUCAGAGCAAAGUUACCACUGCUGAAAAGAGACUGCAGGACAUUCAGAAGAAGGUUUGCAUGCUUCGAGAAGAGCAGGAGCGUCUGGCCGAGGAGAGCUGUAAGAUGAAGGACGAGAUUAAAGUCAAAACGAAAGCAAAGAAAAAUCAGGAGGUGGUUUACUUCCGCGCUGAGAAUAAGUUGAAGAACUUAGAAAAGGAGCAAUGCCUUCUUCAGGACCGAGUUCACAAAAUAAGUCAUGGCAGUGGCAGAAGAAGCCAUGAGUCUGAGCAAGCACAGCAUCAAGAAAAAAUAUCUGCCUUCAAAAAGCAGCUGGAAAAGCUUGAGGACGAGUCCAGCGCUCUGAAUCAAGAGAUCAAGGACAAACAACAAGCUCUGCUUAAAGGAAGAGAGGAAUAUGAUAAACUGAGCAUGGAGGAAAAGAGCAUCCAGGUCUCUCUGGAGUCCAGACUGAAGAGAAAGAAGCAGCUAAUGGCCAGCAGAUCCAACAGACUGAGACGCUUCGGCGAUCACAUGCCAGAAUUGAUGGAGUCCAUCAACAAAGCCUUCGCUCAGGGCCGAUUCAUCAAGAAACCUGUGGGACCUAUAGGUGCAUGCAUCAGCCUAAAGGAUCCCAGUUUAGCCGUGGCUGUGGAGAGUUGCGUACGAGGUUUAAUUAAAAGCUUUUGCUGUGAUAAUUACAGGGACGAAAAAGUCCUGCAAGGACUGAUGUCCUUAUACUUCCCCAGAGGCGGCAGGCCUCAGAUAAUCGUGUGUCCAUUCACUUACAGAGUUUAUAACCUGCAAGGCCGUGGAGUCCAGCAUCCUGAGUUUCCAUCUGUGCUGGAAUGCAUCAAUGUCGAGAACCCAGUGAUGACAAACUGUCUGAUUGACAUGAGGGGCAUUGAGAGCAUUCUGAUUAUCAAAGAGAACGCUCGUGCGAGGAAGGUCAUGCAGGGGUCGCGACCCCCAAAGAAUUGUCGUGAGGCCUUCACUGGAGAUGGUGAUCAGGUCUACACCAAUCGCUAUUACACAGCUGAACAUGAAGUACUGGCCCAGUAUCUUGGUGGAGACCCAGAGGCAGAAAUACGUCUAGUGGACUCCGAGCUGGAGAACAAUCGGGCUCAGCUUUCACGGUUCCAGCUUCACUUGGGCUCUGUGAAGAAAGACAUUCAGUUCAUGGAGGAGAAGCUGCGGAGUGUCAUCAUGGCCUGCAAAAAGAAUCAGGAAAGUAUAAACAAGGUUAAAGCUUCCAUAACCGAACUUAAGAACAUUGAAGAGGCGCAUGCUGAAGACGUCAGCUCUCUGGAAGAAGAAGCAGAAGAAAAUGAACAGAAGAUGGAAUCGGAGAGGAGAAAUGUGAAGGAGGCCCAGGAUGAGUUAAAGAAACAUGAGACGGCGCUUAUGAAUAUUAAUCAGAAAUAUAAUGAUGUGAAAACUAAAGUGGAGCAGCUCUCAGAUGAGAAGGAACAACUGAAGGAGGAGCAAGUUAAGGCAGAGGCUGAGUGCAGUAAACUUGAUCAAACCUUGAAGAUCUUAGAGAAGAAACUUGAGGAUCAUCAGGCUACUGUUCAGGCCAUGAAAGAAGAUCUGUCACUCAGAGAGGAAGAAACACAGGAUUGGGAAGCCAAAGCCAGAGCCAUCUGUCCUGUGCGACAGCAGGUAUAUCAGAGUGCCAGAGGCAUUGAUGCUGAAAUCACACGCCUGCGACAAAAAAUCAGUACAGAAGAGAGCAGCCACGGAGACAAGGAACGAGUUAUCAGAGAGUACGCAGAGGCUCACAGUAAUUACAAAAGCAAGUCCGGCCAGCUGAGGGAUCUCAGGAAGUUUAUUGAUCGUCUGGACCUCAUCAUGACUGACCGUCAGGACCGAUGCAAAAUAAUGUGACGGUCACUUUCUCUGCGGUGCAAGCUGUACUUCAACGACUUCAUGAUGAAGCUGAACUGCUGUGGCUCGAUGAUGUUCGAUCACAGCAAUGAAACUCUGUCCAUUUCUGUGAAACCCCCCGGUCAGGAAAAAAACAACGUUAAUGACAU